This is a messenger RNA of Odocoileus virginianus texanus, 1257 nucleotides long. RefSeq names its product neurotensin receptor 1 (gene NTSR1). Lineage: Eukaryota; Metazoa; Chordata; Mammalia; Artiodactyla; Cervidae. The record is from RefSeq and is a predicted model, not a curated record. Gene Ontology annotation, biological process: neuropeptide signaling pathway. Gene Ontology annotation, cellular component: plasma membrane. Gene Ontology annotation, molecular function: G protein-coupled neurotensin receptor activity.
AUGCGUCUCAACAGCUCGGCUCCCGGUCCCUGGGUCGGCCUGACCGGCGACCCGUUCACGCAGCCGCCGUCGGUGCUGGAGGGGGCGCUCCUGGCUCCCGGCCUGGGCAAUGGCUCUGGCAACCUGUCGGAGCCCGUACCAGCGGCGCCCAGCAGCGACCUGGAUGUGAACACGGACAUUUACUCCAAGGUGCUGGUGACCAUCGUGUACCUGGCGCUCUUCGUGGUGGGCACGGUGGGCAACUCCGUGACUGCGUUCACGCUGGCGCGCAAGAAGUCGCUGCAGAACCUGCAGAGCACGGUGCACUACCACCUGGGCAGCCUGGCACUGUCCGACCUGCUCAUCCUGCUGCUGGCCAUGCCUGUGGAGUUGUACAACUUCAUCUGGGUGCACCAUCCCUGGGCCUUCGGUGACGCCGUGUGCCGCGGCUACUACUUCCUACACGACGCCUGCACCUAUGCCACGGCCCUCAACGUGGCCAGCCUGAGCGUGGAACGCUACCUGGCCAUCUGCCACCCCUUCAAGGCCAAGACACUCAUGUCCCGCAGCCGCACCAAGAAGUUCAUCAGCGCCGUCUGGCUGGCCUCCGGCCUUCUGGCCGUGCCUAUGCUCUUCACCAUGGGCCAGCAGAACCGCAGCGCCGACGGCCAGCACCCCGGCGGCCUGGUGUGCACACCCAUUGUGGGCACCGCCACAGUCAAGGCCGUCAUCCAGAUCAACACCUUCAUGUCCUUCGUGUUCCCCAUGGUUCUCAUCUCCAUCCUGAACACCAUCAUCGCCAACAAGCUGACCGUAAUGGUCCGCCAAGCCGCUGAGCCGGGCCAGGUGUGCACCGUCGGGGACCAGCACAGCUCCUUCAACAUGUCCAUCGAGCCCGGCCGGGUCCAGGCCCUGCGCCACGGAGUCCGGGUCUUACGGGCCGUGGUCAUCGCCUUCGUGGUCUGCUGGCUGCCCUACCACGUGCGACGCCUCAUGUUCUGCUACAUUUCGGACAAACAGUGGACCCCGUUCCUCUAUGACUUCUACCACUACUUCUACAUGCUGACCAACGCCCUCUUCUACGUCAGCUCCACCAUCAACCCUAUCCUCUACAACCUUGUCUCCGCCAACUUUCGCCAGAUCUUCCUGUCCACCCUGGUCUGUCUCUGUCCCCUGGCGGGGCGCAGGAAGAGGGGGCCAGCCUUCUCGAGGAAGGCCAACAGCGUGUCCAGCAACCACACCUUCUCCAGCAACGUCACUCGGGAGACAUUGUAUUAG